AUGCCGUGCGUGGGCGCAGUGCGUAACUCCGUGUCCGGCACGGACUUCUUGACCGUCGCUGCGGCGGCGCGACCUUUUGCAAGAGGAAGGAUGCGCUUCCUGGCCUGCUGCCUUUGUAUGCAUAGAGCAACACCCGCUUCCAGGGAAACCUUCGCAAAAAAGCUGUGGAAGAAAGAAGGUGUUGAGAAUGGUGCGAUUGAAGUCUUCGCGGCUCCAGCGUGCGCAGCUGCGAUGGAUUCCGCCCACACUCGGAUCAAUGUCAGGCGGUGUGCUACCCCGGAGGCAUCGGUGGAGGUGAUUCAGCAGCCCUGCUAUUUCAUUGGAGCACGCGACUUACCAAUCUUCAAUGGUAUUCACAUGCAGAGCUCGCGGCAGUGCUUCGCCUCGUUUAGCAUCUGGCCAGGGGAUGCCAGGAGCAUUUUCGAUGAUCUAUUCACUGUCGCCGCGCCUUCGCCAAUUUGUUCCCGGGGUCAUCCCAACGCCCAGAGCAAGUUGAACAACCCAACGCACCAGGUGUGGGUAAGGCGGCAUGUCUUGGGCAUUGCUAUCGUUGAAAGUGAAGCAAAGGAAAUGGAAAAGCUAGUUGCAUCAAAGAGCAUGCCCAACGCAUCGCAUCGCAACACCUCAAGUAAGAGUAGUGUGAUAAGAUGUGAUAAGCAACAGAUGGCGCCGACAGCGCAGCCCCAUGAUGCUAGCAGGCGCUGGGAGGGUGAAUUGCAAAAAUUGCAGGCAGAAGUGCCUUGA
Symbiodinium necroappetens is the source of this 744-nucleotide messenger RNA. Lineage: Eukaryota; Dinophyceae; Suessiales; Symbiodiniaceae. The record is from the annotation of a GenBank genome assembly.